GCCUGCUGGGAAACCAUUUUUGCAAGCAGACUGACAACGCUCAGCUAAAGAACAGGAAGAGAAGAUUGAGCAGAGCCAUCUCUGACACACUUCUUGGAUCUCCAGCUGCCUGAGGUUCCUUUCAUGGGAAAAGUGAAGGACAAGUGUGGGCCCUUGGCUCGGAGGCCAGACAACUCUGCUUUCAAACAGCAGCGGCUCCCUGCCUGGUCUCCCAUGCUAACGGCUAACACCGUGCUGCCCUUCUUCUACUUCAUGGCUCUGUUGUGCAUGUUCCUCGGCGUGUGGCUGCUGCUAACUGUGCAGGACACACAGGAACUAAAGCUGGACUACACAGAUGCUGGGACAUGUAUAACUUGUUUUGAAAUGCGGAAAAAUUUGAGCAAAGCAGCAGAUACUUGUAAAUGCACGCUGGAGUUUCAAAUUGAGGAGACAUUCAAGGGAGAUGUCUUCUUCUACUAUGGCCUCCAGAACUUCCAUCAGAACCUCCGCAGAUACAUGGACUCCAGAGAUGAUGGACAGAUGGUUGGAAGAAAGAAUAAAUUGAAGAACCCAAGCACAUACUGCACGCCGUUCGAAACGAACCAAGAUGGCCUCCCCAUUGCCCCCUGCGGUGCUGUGGCCAACAGCAUCUUCAACGACUCCUUCACGCUGCACUAUCUGGGCACCAGCGGCUCCGUGGUCCCUCUGUUACGGACGGGCAUCAGCUGGUACACUGACAAAAACAUCAAGUACCGCAACCCGGCGAACGGCAGCAUGCCGUUAGCUCAAGUGUUUGAAGGUACUGCGCAGCCGCCGUACUGGCACAAACCCGUGUACGAGCUCGACACCCACAGCCCAAACAACAACGGCUUCAUCAACGACGACCUGAUAGUGUGGAUGAGAGAGGCGGCCUUCCCCAACUUCAAGAAGCUCUACGGGGUCUUGCACCGAGGCGACAAGACCUUCACCAAGGGUCUGCCUGCAGGGAACUACAGACUUAACGUGUCCUACAACUUCCCUGUGCAGUACUUCCGAGGCAGAAAGGAAGUGGUGCUGACCACGCUGACCUGGUUCGGAGGACAGAAUCACUUCCUGCCGGUGGCCUACCUCGUAACCAGCUGCCUGAUCCUCCUUGUGGCCGUCGUCCUCACGGUGGUGUGGUUCAAGUUUGGGAAGAACGAGAGGAAGAUGCAGGAAUGAAGGCUGAGAGACAAUUCGUUGAGAUGUACUUUGAUGCAAGCAAAUGAUGGUUAAGGAGAACGGGAUGAAAAAUAAAUUUAGAAUUGUGUUUUAUGUCUGGACAUUACCAUCCCAGCAAUGUCCAGACACAUCAGGGAUUUUAUUGUGAGAUUUCUCUAAACUUUUGCAUCGUUUUAAAUACAUUCCGUUUUGGUGAUGCACUGUCAAUGUCUGAUAUUUAUUAAUUUACUGAGGGGUUAU
Molecule: messenger RNA, 1419 nt
Organism: Pungitius pungitius (ninespine stickleback)
Lineage: Eukaryota; Metazoa; Chordata; Actinopteri; Perciformes; Gasterosteidae
Gene: cdc50c
Product: transmembrane protein 30C
Exons: 7
Coding region: 124-1179 (351 amino acids)
Cellular component (GO): endoplasmic reticulum; plasma membrane; Golgi apparatus
Source: RefSeq, a predicted model, not a curated record